CCAAUGGCUUGGGUUCGGAGGCGGAGUAAGGAGCCAGUGUGCUGUAAGAGGUAACCUGGCGAGUGGCAGCGGCUCUUCUCCCGUGCUGUGGCUCACGCUUUGGUACUGGAGGCCGAGACUGUCCUGGCGACCGCGACCUCUGCGGCGACGGCUGAGGCUCUCGGAGAAGCAGAGGAGUACAACCUGGAGGAAAGGCUUCUGGUCAGGCCAGGUUCUGUCAUAAUGAAUGGAUCCAGUGUAGCAAAUACAUCACCUAAUCUGAAAUCCAAAGAGGAUCAGGGAUUAAAUGGGCACGAUGAGAAGGAAAACCCAUUUGCAGAGUACAUGUGGAUGGAGAACGAAGAAGAUUUCAACAGACAGGGGCCUCAUUACCAGAAAAGAGGGCCAGAAGCUGAGAGUUGAUUUUGAUUUAAUCUCCACUCUCCAGGUGGAGGAGGAACUGCAGGAGCAAGACUUCUUAGACCGCUGCUUCCAGGAGAUGCUGGAUGAAGAAGACCAAGAGUGGUUCAUUCCCUCACGGGACCUGCCUCAGGCCAUGGGACAGUUGCAGCAGCAGUUAAAUGGACUGUCGGUCGGCGAUGGUCAUGAUUCUGAAGAUAUUUUGAGCAAAAGUAAUCUGAACCCGGAUGCCAAGGAAUUUAUUCCAGGAGUGAAGUACUGAGCUGACAGAAAGCUUUGAGGAGAACUUGUAUGUCCCCACACCUUGGGAUAGCGCUGCACAAAGAGGCAGAGCGGAAGAAGGGGGUGGGGUGGGCGAGGGGCGCACAGUGGGGAAGGGGUAUAGUGGUUUAACUUGACACUGUGACUGGAGUAACUAAUGUGCUCAGUCUUACUCUACAAGCCUCUGAGUCUCUGAGUAUUUCUCUUUUGUUCUACUGACUUUGGUUUGGUGCAGUUUCCUAUUGUUAUUAUUAUUAUUAUUAGCUUUUUGAGUUAAGGAAAUCGCAGUCUUUUUUUCCCCUUCAUCAGGAAUGUUCUGCUGUGUGUGUUUAAACAAAAUAAGCUGACCAAGAAAAUCUGGGAGUUUAAGAAUGCCCUUCUCACCCUACUGUACACUUACUGAGGGCAAUGUUCAUUGCCUAGAGAAUUACUUACUGAGUCUGCUAAGCUGAAUGAGAAGAGGGACGAGUGGAAGAAGGAGGUGUUGCAAAUUGGGGUUUACAGCCCAGCUCCCCUGACCCCAAGGGCUUUCCUGUGAUGCAGCAGAUUACCAUGGCCUGCCAAGCCAGCGUGUUCUUGCCUGGAACCCCGUUCAAGAAAAUCCAGACUCGAAGGACUGGUUUCUGGUAACUCUUCUGAUGGUUCAUGAAAGUUACAAACCAGCAGUGGUGGGCUGUGACAGUGAUUGCCAUUGGGGGUCACUCUGUCACUGCUGGCCUGUUCUUAAGUCUCUGCUUACAGCCACCAUCAAAGUCAUUAUUCAUUAUUUGUGAGGUCAAAGAGCUCUAGGGUGGGUUGGUCACUUUAUCCCUCAUGGCAUCUAGUCCCCUCUCUCCUUUCCAUACCAACCCUGUUCUGUUUUUGAGAAAAGAUAUUGUUACCAAAGGGAAAGGAGAGGCAUACUGUGCUGGCCAUCAGCUUCACUCUGGAGUAGCCAACCCUGAGUCCUAUUAAUUGUGUCUUAAGAGUAUUUUGGCAAUUUUUUGCCAGCCCCAUGAAGACUUGGUCCUCCUGGUAUCUUCCCUUAGUAAAUUAUUCCCAGUAAUUUUUCCCAAGUAAACAUUUUUCAAGACACCAGCAAGAAACUCAGUUUAUAAUUUGGAUGCCUCUCCCCACCUUACAGAUUUAUGCAAAAGAACUCAAAAAAAGCCUGUUAGAGGGAGUCCUGCUUGACCCAUGUGACCAUGUGACCCACCAGGACAGUUUCUGUAAUUAUAAAAUUUUGCUGUUGCCAUAUACCCAGCUUUACAGCUUUUCUAGGUUGAGCUCUUUGGGUAUAUUCCUUUUGUUUUUCCUGACUGUAAAACAGCUGAUACUCAUAAGGGAUUAAACUGGGCACCAGAA
Molecule: messenger RNA, 2004 nt
Organism: Mustela erminea (ermine)
Lineage: Eukaryota; Metazoa; Chordata; Mammalia; Carnivora; Mustelidae
Gene: PAIP2B
Product: poly(A) binding protein interacting protein 2B
Exons: 5
Coding region: 287-661 (124 amino acids)
Biological process (GO): negative regulation of translational initiation
Cellular component (GO): cytoplasm
Molecular function (GO): mRNA regulatory element binding translation repressor activity
Source: RefSeq, a predicted model, not a curated record